Molecule: messenger RNA, 9233 nt
Organism: Pristis pectinata (smalltooth sawfish)
Lineage: Eukaryota; Metazoa; Chordata; Chondrichthyes; Rhinopristiformes; Pristidae
Gene: sema3b
Product: sema domain, immunoglobulin domain (Ig), short basic domain, secreted, (semaphorin) 3B
Exons: 18
Coding region: 312-2615 (767 amino acids)
Biological process (GO): axon guidance; semaphorin-plexin signaling pathway; neural crest cell migration
Molecular function (GO): semaphorin receptor binding; chemorepellent activity
Source: RefSeq, a predicted model, not a curated record
CUGCCUCUGACCCAAGACUCAGGAUUUGGCAGCUUUGAAGCUGGUUGCAACAACCAGAGACGGCAGUGGAUUCUACGCUCGCCGGCGUGUGUGUGUGUGUGUGUGUGUGCGCGUCUCUUUUUGUUUGGGCUCUCGCAAUAAGACAAGUUGAAUCCCUUCCCCCUCCAGCCCACACAGAGUAGAGAUUCACCUCUUCUCCCGCGCUAAGUGACGAUACGACCUUGCUCGGAGGCGAGUGAGCUGGAGGUAUUGAUGGGUCUCUCUGCACAAUCUGAGCCGGGUCGCAGUGUGACGCCACGGUGAGACCGACCAUGAAACUUCUGUGGAACUGCCUCUUGGUCCAGCUGCUCACGGUGGAAGGGCUUGGACUCCGGACUAGGACGGUCAGCGGGAACCCCAGGCUGAAGAUCUCCUACAACGAUUUGGUUUCCCGAGGCGUUGUCACCUACCAGUUGAAUUAUUCGUGCUGUUACAACACUCUGCUGCUGGAUGAGGAGAGAGGGCAGCUGUUUGUGGGCGCAAAGAAUUACCUCAUUGCUCUCAGCCUGAACAACAUCAGCAAACACGAGAAGAAGAUUUACUGGCCAGCUCCUGUGGAGUGGAGAGAGGAAUGCAACUGGGCAGGAAAAGAUUUACACGCAGACUGUGCCAACUUCAUCAAAGUGCUGCAUCAGUUCAACAGGACCCACCUGUACACCUGUGGUACCGGAGCCUUCCACCCCGUCUGUGCCUACGUGGAGGUCGGGAACAAGUUUGAUGAGCAUCAGUUCAGGAUUGACUUCAAUCAAAUUGAAGAUGGAAAAGGGAGGAGCCCUUACGACGCCAAGCACUUGUCCACCUCCAUUUUGAUAGGUGAGGAGCUGUACUCCGGCGUCGCCACCGACCUGAUGGGCCGUGACUUCACCAUCUUUCGCAGCCUCGGCCGUCGGCACUCCAUUCGGACGGAGCAACAUGACUCACGAUGGCUGAACGACCCCAAGUUUGUUGGAUCUUUCUGGAUUCCCGAGAGCGACAACCCAGAUGACGACAAAAUCUAUUUCUUCUUCCGAGAGAUGGCGGUGGAAGGACAGAACCUCGGGAAGUCUACCUUCUCGCGAGUGGGCCAGCUGUGUCGGAAUGACCAUGGAGGCUUGAGAAGCCUGGUGAACAAGUGGACAACAUUUCUGAAGGCCCGGUUAAUCUGCUCGGUCCCAGGCAAUGAAGGGAUUGACACUCAUUUCGAUGAGCUCAGGGAUGUGUUCUUUCUGCAAACAAGAGAUCGCAGGAACCCUCUAGUCUACACCGUCUUCAGUACCUCAAGCAAUGUAUUCAAAGGCUCAGCUGUGUGUGUGUACAGCAUGAAUGACAUCCGCAGAGCUUUCCUGGGGCCCUUUGCACACAAGGAGGGGCCAAACUAUCAGUGGGUCCCGUACCAGGGCAAAGUGCCCUACCCCCGACCAGGAAUGUGUCCAAGCAAAACCUUCGGAGGCUUUCAGUCCACCAAGGAAUUCCCUGACGAUGUUGUGUUGUUUGCUCGUAACCAUCCUCUGAUGUACAAUCCCAUUAACCCCAUCAACCACCGGCCAGUCCUGGUCAAGACCAACGUUGACUACAGUUUCACUCAGAUCGUGGUGGACAGAGUGGAUGCAGGAGAUGGUCGCUAUGACGUCAUGUUUAUUGGGACAGACAUUGGGACGGUGUUGAAAGUGAUCUCAGUGCCGAAGGAGAGCUGGCAGAACAUGGAAGAACUAGUCCUCGAAGAACUGCAAGUCUUCAAGGACUCUGCACCUAUCACUAGCAUGAAACUUUCAUCAAAAAGGCAACAGCUGUACAUUGGCUCCGACUCUGCAAUAUCCCAGCUGCCUCUACAGCGUUGCAGCAUCUACGGAAAGGCUUGUGCUGAAUGCUGCCUGGCCCGCGAUCCCUACUGUGCCUGGGACGGAAACACCUGUACCAGAUACCUGUCAAACACCAAGAGGAGGUUCCGGCGCCAAGAUGUGAGGAACGGAGAUCCCAACACGUUGUGUUCAGGAGAUCGCCAUCGGCACAGGGUGAUGGAAAAGAAGUUGUAUGGAGUGGAAGGCAGCAGCUCCUUCCUGGAGUGCAUCCCCAAAUCCCUGCAAGCCCAGGUCACCUGGACCUUCCAGAAGCGUCCCGGCGGUCCCAAGGAUGAGGUCCAACUGGAUGAGCACAUCAUCCAGACCGAGAGAGGCUUGUUACUUCGUAACAUUCACCGCAAGAAUGCCGGCACGUUCUUCUGUCACUCCAUGGAGCAUGACUUCACUCAGACCCUCAUGCAGAUCUCGCUGGAGGUGAUCGGGCUGGAGCAGGCCGACGAGCUCCUCAGCAGGGACCUGGCAACGGCUCACGGCCCGCAGGCCACCUUCCCCAACCAGAAGGUGUGGUACCGGGACUUCCUGCAGCUGGUUGACCACCCCAGCCUGAAGACGGUGGACGAGAUCUGCCAGCAGGCGUGGAGGCGGAGGGUCAAGCAGCCCAAGCACAAGCGGAACUCGGUCCGCGCCUUGCAAACCAAGUGGAAGCACCUGCAGGAGGUGAGGAAGGGCAGGAACCGGCGCACCCACGAGUCGGCUCCGCGCGCCGAGAGGGCUCCCCGCAGUGCCGUCGUGCAGUGAUCCUGAAGAAGGCGACUGCAGAAACAUUCCUGGGAAUGAUGGCAAGGACUAAAGUGAUGCCUAGUAGCUGCGUUUGGCCCCAACCUUCUCUGCACAAGGUUUACAUGGACCUCCUGAGUGAAAGGACACUUCUCUCACUAUUGAAACCACUAUGACACUAACACCCAUCACUUUAUGUUCUAGUGUGUAGGAAUUACUUCUUAUAUUCAAGGCUAUGGAUAGCAAUAAUAAGUACUAGGGCUUAUUAGGAUUGUCAGCAGCCUCCUAGGUCUUUGGAGGCUUCUUCUGUCCCUUUGGACUUUGUGAUAAAUCCAUCUCGUCCUUGGGAGAAGUCUCUCCCUCUUUCCUCUCAACCAUCAAAAUGACCAUCGCCUGAGAGGCUAAAGACGAACCACAUUGGGGAAUAUGGUUUUUUAUUGGCUGGGCAAGUUUUUAACCCUUUGCAGCUCACGUAAUCCGAAUUCUGCCAACGUUCCCAAGUGUUGCAAAUGGACAUGUGCAAAACAACAAUUGAAACCCAAAUGAUCUGUGGUAAACAUUGGCGUCUAGUCAUUGGGUUUCUUGGUGUUGUUGUCUUGCAGUCAAGCCAAAUGAGUUACACUCCAAACGGUAGAGAGAAUUGGCAACAUUUUUGUUUUGCUUUGAAAUUAUGGGGGCUGUAAAGGGUUAGAAUAUUUAGAGAGUUCCUGAAAGAAGGUGACCCUCGACUGAAUGUUUCUCUUUUCUUUUGGUUUGACCCUAUUGUCAGGUGUUGGUGCCUUUGGGACUUGCUGCUACUUGAUGCCUGUCUCUUGUUAAUACUAGCAACCCGACCAGUACAAUAGCAGAGUUCGUUCAAUCAUACACACUCCCCAUGAUCUGGACUUCAGAGGUAGCCAAAUCUCACUCCAAUCUAUCUCUGAUGAAUGUAGAACAUAGUAACUGUAAAGAGAUCUCACCACACGCACAAAAAAUAUACAAAUGCAAGAAAAAAGACUUGACAGAAAGUGCCUUGAAAAGUUGUCAAGCCCACCGUGAGGACUGAUAAGAGACUGAUCAUUUAUGAAUCUGCUUAUUGGUAAACGGAAUACGCUGCUGGUGAUUUUGUGAAGAUAGAAAACUUUGGGUAGAGUUAAUCAGUUAUUGCUAUGUUUCUCCUCUCUCCUUUAGGAAUCAGUGUCAGGCUCAGGUUGAUUGAUGGGAGGAAGUAUAUUUGGGCAGGUAAUUAGCACAGAGCGCAAGGUCAGAGGACAAGCUAAUUGUAAACAAGAUACACUUGAUGCUGUAAUAAAAAUACAAAAUGCUGACUCAGCAGGUCAGGCAGCAUCUGUGCAGAGAGAAUCAGUGUUAACGUUUCAGGUUGAUGACUUUUCAUCAGCAUGGUUCUGAUGAAGCCGUAACUCUGAUUCCAUCUCCACAGAUGCUGCCUGACCCACUGAACACUUGCAGCAUUUUCUGUUUCUGUGACAUGUUCAUUUUGGUGAGCAAGGUCAAAAAAGCUUACCAUUUUCACAACAAAAUUUGAGCCCAUGUUGAGUCAACGCCUUUAGGAUUUUCAGUUGGGUAAUAUGAUGAAUGUCAACGCUAUGUGACCAGUACCAUAUUAUUUGUGAGGUACAGAUUCUGUUACAUGCUAAGGUACUAAACUGUCACUGUUUUUUAAUUUCCAAUAAAUUGUUUUGAUCACUAAAAUAUAGGUUCAAAGCAAGUUAUCUGUGCACUGUGAUUAGCCGACCAUAGGACUAACUCGUAUGUUGGUUUUUCUGCUAACAAUUAUCUGAAGGAAGAGAUCUUCUGCUCAGAAGGAUGAUCUAAGGCUAGGAAUGGCCAGUUGAUAGGCUCUCAGUCUCUGAUUCAAAAUCUAGGUCAGGUGUGGGCUAGGUGUGAAUGAUAGUAGGGGUAUGUAGUGUGGGGGGGGGCGCGGGGGGGGUUGGAUUAAUAGGUCCUAACCAAGGUGAAUGAGACGAGGUUCAGACAGAAGGUGCGUCGUUCUCUAUGAGCUGAGCUGAGUGGGUGAAAUCUCCCUUGUGGAAUACAGGAAUAGUCUUCAAUUCAUAACAGCAGCACAAAUCACAAAUUUGAUUCUAAACCUGGUUAGAAUCAAGAAUAUGUGCAGAAAAAACUAACGGCGGCAAAUGGUUGCCCGAGAUGGGGAAGUGUGAUCAGGCAAAGAAACAUCGACAUUUACGGAUCUUUACCAGAAAUCCUCUCCCUUUCUUUUCUGGUUUCUUUAUCUUGUUCUGCGGUGUGGAUGUGCCCCUCAUUGCCUGUGUUUGUUUUUUCUUUGUUUGUCUCUCUGUUUCCAUCUCCAGAGCAGAAUAGGGAAUGUGGAGCCGGGAAGUGAAUCAGGGUGAGAAAGUUAGUUCAGCUCUGGACUUCAUAACGAAUGGUUCUGCUUCUCUCUCUCUCUCUGCCUGCCUCUCUCUGACUAUCUUUCAACGCCACGUUUCUUCUGUGUUCAUCAACUCUCUCUGCACUUUUGUUUAAAUGAAUCUAACAUAGAUUAAAAUUUGACAGAGGGAGGAACUUGCUGGGCUGGUAAAUUAGUAUGGGCUUCAGCAUUUUUUGUUUUUGUGACAUGUUCAUUGUCAUGAGCAAGGUCAACCCAAUACCAAAAAUGUCAGCCUGGAUUAUCUUGUGAUACAGGGCUGGAGCUUGGAUCCAAGUUGUAUGUGGCUGAGAAAUAGGUUAUCCCAAAAAUCAAUGCCCUCAUGAAAUUAAAGGCAGAGAUUAUUUCAUCAUAAGUUAUAUUUAAUAGUAGAUUUAAUAUAGUGUCAGUGUUGAAAGAGCCUCUAAGAUGUAUUUAAAGCAUCAGAGCCCCAUUUUACAGCAUUACUUACAGUGAAAUCAUGGUGCAAUGGUUGUUACUAAAUUAGUAUCCAGGACUAUUGAUCCAGGGUCAUGUGUUCAAAUCCCAUUGCAGCAGCUGGGAAAAUUAAUUCCCAAUAAUUACAAUUGUCUGGAAUAUCAGUAAUGGUAAGUGUGAUUCACUGAUACUCCUCAGGGUAGGGAAUGUCCACCCUUACUGGGUCUGGGCUAUUUGAGGUGGCUGACCUAAGCAAUGUGGUUGUCUAUUCCCAGCUCUCGGAAGUGGGAUGGAGGGAUGGAUGUUAAAUCAAUUGAAUGAAUUAAAAAAAAGGAAGGUGCAUGGAUAAACUAGAGGUUGGUGCUGGAGAGCUGAUAAAGGACAGGAUGGGGGAAGGGGAAGAGUGUGGAAGAAGAGUUGGAGGGCUUGGGGAUGAGUGAGAAACCAGGGGACUUGGUGAGCGACACAUGGAAGAGUUUUGGGCAACGUGGAACUUGGGAAGCCAGUGAUGAGGAUUGUCAGGCAAGAGAAAGCUGGGGGUAACAGAACCAUGGGUGAGGAGGACUGUUGGUAGGGUGUGGCGAUGGCUGGGGGUUUGAGGAGACAAGAAUGCGGGUGGGAGGGAUGUUGUGGAGAUGGGUGAAAUCAGUCUAGCUCGUGGACAGGAGGUGGUGCAAAGUGGUGAAGCGCUAAACUGGGUGUUAUUUAUCGUCAUACAAUAAGAAAACAGGACCAUUCGGUCCACAUCGACCAGGAGUAUGAAUUUACACUGAUCCUAUUUUUUUUUACUUUCCCCACAUUCCCAACAACGUUCCCCAGAUUCCACCCCUCGCCAACACACUAGGGGUAGUUUACAGCAGCCAGUUCACCUGCCCAUCCGCACGCCUUCGAGAUGUGGGGGGAAACCAGAGCACCCAGAGGAAGCCCACGUGGUCACAGAGACUGUGGACAAGCGCCACACAGGCGGCACUGGAGGUCAGGAUUGAACCUGGGUCACUGGAGCUGUGAGACAGCGGCUCUUCCUGCUGUACCUCAGACUAGGAGGAGGGUAAUUGGCAGGAGAUGGGUAAUAUCACAUCAGUGCGAUUGCAUCCAUUUGGAUGAGUGAAGGGUGAACCUUUGGCUCCCACGGCAAUAUUAAGCCUCAUUUGAAAGAGGUGACCUCUCACCUCUGUCUAAGGGCAGGUGAGAGUGCUAGACUCUCAGACACAGUGCCAUACAUCAACCUUCCUGGCUCCUCUAUGAUGUCAGAUCUUGUGCUUGAAGCAACACUAUCACAGCUCAGAAGGCUGUACUCAUCUGGCUAGUCAGGUCUCAGUCAGGACAAAUUCAUAAACUCAGACACUGUGCAAUAAAAGUGGCAUUGGUUCUUAAAAGUAGUUAAACAUUACAAAGUCCAAGACAAAAAAAAACAUUUCAUAGAACACAGAACAUUACAGCACAGUACAGGCCCUUCGGCCCACAAUGUUGUGCUGACAUUUUAUCCUGCUCUAACAUCCACCUAACCCUUCCCUCCCACAUAGCCCUCCAUUUCUCUAUCAUUCACAUGGCUAAGAGUCUCUUAAAUGUCCCUAAUGUAUCUGCCCCCACAACCUCUGCCGGCAGUGCGUUCCACGCACCCACCACUCUCUGUGUAAAAAACUUACCUCUGACAUCCCCCUUAUAUCUUCCUCCAAUCACCUUAAAAUUAUGCCCCCUUGUGUUAGCCAUUUCAACCAAACACAUUCACUGAAUGGGUCAUUCUAAACCACGAAGUUACCAGCAACACCCUCAUUAUUGAGUAUAAACACAAGAAAGUGAUGAUCUAGAAGUUGCUACCUGGUCCAUGAAUUCCUGUGUGAUUCAUCAAAGCCUCACCCCCUAAUAGGGAGAUGCAAACUAAAUUCUAAUUUUAGGUUUUGGGUGUUGAAUUAAUCUGCUCCCUAGAUUGAAGGUGAUAUUACCAGUGUGGCAUUCACAGGCUUGGAUAAGACAUGAUCAGUGAGGACUUUAAUUGGCUUGGAUAAGCAGUGACAGUAUCAGAGCGAUGGGUCUGGAUAAUCAAUCCAAGCUGCUCCAAUGCCAAACUUUCCCUCUGAUUUAUACAAUUUAGAAUCCCAGCUCCCAAAUUGUUGGGAUCCCUGUCACAGCUGGGAAGAAGGACAAGCCCUCUUUUGAGGGAAUGAAAUGAAUCAACAACUGACUUCCAAGGUCAAGAAUCCUCUGGGAAGUCAGGCACCCCAACAUAUAACCGUGAACUGCCCCUGUGUAACACACACGACCUUAACUAGUGGCCCUUCCUGACCUAAACCAAAAUAAUUUGCCAAUAUUUAUGCAGUUCCAACCCUUCAUUAUUUAAACUAUUCUGAUCAAAUUCCAGAAUCCCACAGCAAAGGGACCCAGGAUUUAUCAGGCCACCUGGUGGUGUGUCCUUGCGAUUUUCCCCCAAACCCAUCUCAAGGUCUCUGUAUCAUCAGUCAAUUAAGAGGACAGAUUCCAUGUGAAGUCCCAUCAGAGUCUCACACAAGAUUUGAUUUGUCUUGGACUGAAUGGCUCUGCCAUUGCAACUUAGCAGCCUAAUUAAAAAGCAAAAACAACUGCAGAUGCUGGAAUUUAAAAAAAGACAAAACGAUGGAAACACUCAGCAAGGCAGAAAACAUCUGUGGAGAGAGAGAGAGAGCUAACAUUUUAGGUCGAGGACUCUUCGGAACUGGGAACAAUGAGAGAACAAGGGUGUUUUGAAUUGCAGAGAAAGGGAGGGGUGGAGGGAACAAAGUGGAUGACUGUCAUAGACCAUGACAGGGUGGAGAUCAAGAGAGGCGGAAUGGUGCAAGAGAUGAGGGGCUAGCUAAGAGAGCGUGUGAAGGGUUAUUAAUCAUUCCUGAUGGUCCAACGAAGGUGUGCAUAGAGGGAGGGAGAUAAAAAUAGAGAAAGGGAGAAACAAAACACUGCCGAUGUUGGAAAUCUGGAAUAAAAGUAGAGAAUGCUGGAGAAACUCAGCAAGUCAGGCAGCAUCUGUGGAGAAACACAGUGGACAGUUCAGGUUAAAGAAUGUUUCAGUUCUGAAACAGUUAUCUCACAGUUACCUCAACAAUUAUUUUUUCUCUCUAUCCUUGGGUUUUCAUUCUUCUCUCUCUGUUUACAUCUCCCCAGACAGAUAAACUGCGACGAACAAACUUUCAUCACCUUCUCUCAGCUGGUGUCACUAUAUCACAGACAUCCCUCUCUUCCCUCCGCACCUCACCCUUCUCAGUAAUUUAAAACGUUCAAUUUUUAACUUUUUGCAGUUCUGAUGAAAGAUCAACCCAAAAUGUUGCCUCUCCACAGAAGCUAGCUGAACUGCUGAGGAUUUCCAGCAUUUCCUUGUUUUAUCUAACCUUAUCUUUCCUGUUUGUUUUGGCACAACUUUCCAGUGCUGCUUGUGAAUUUUAAAAUUUCACCUCCGUCGGGCUGUUGGGACUUGGUAGGAGUUGGGGCCCUGACUUGGGUUGUGGAGGUUGUAGUUCAUCAAAGUUAGGAACCAUGGAUCCAUUCCACUGACACAACAGAUUCAUCUGCCACAGUUUAUUCUCAACCAACAUCCCCUAACACACAGACUUUCAGCUAAUAAUACAUCAAUCUAAUGGUGGUAUUAACAGAUGACAAUAAAAUACUAACAAAUUUCCAAAUUCUGUCAAAACUUUUCAUCUCAAACCAAAGAUUGUUAACUGUCAGGCUCUGAAGCAGUUCCAUGGGCUUCACUACACAGUGACUUACGGAAUACAUCUAUGUUUUUGGUACAAUGUGGACAAUGACAUGGUUUCUAAUUAUUUCGUAUUAAUGUCUAAAGUUUCCGUUAAUAAAGUUUUAUUGUA